This is a messenger RNA of Eurytemora carolleeae, 990 nucleotides long. RefSeq lists its product as uncharacterized. The transcript has a single exon. The coding region runs from base 19 to 978 and encodes 319 amino acids. The record is from RefSeq and is a predicted model, not a curated record. Lineage: Eukaryota; Metazoa; Arthropoda; Copepoda; Calanoida; Temoridae.
AGACUGUUGUAUGUUAAAAUGGGUAGAACUUGCGCUGUCAACUUUUGUAAAUCAAGCCAAGGCAGCUCCGGGUUGUUCGUUUUACCUCAAAAUGAAAAAAUCCGCAAAAAAUGGCUCCUCUCCAAUCCUGUGGGGUGGAAAUCCACCAAGUUAAUUCAUGUGUGCAUGGAUCAUUUUACCGAGGAAUCAUUUCAUACUGAUCAUGGCGUUGCCUUUGUCCGGAGGAGACUUAAACUUGGCUCUGUUCCAAGUAUUUUCCCAAAGAACGAAAGAGCAGAACAGAUCGUAGUUGGGGAAAAAGAGGAUAUAAUGAGUCACAAAGUGAGUGACCAUAAAGCGAGUAGAUACAUAGCAGGAAAGUUUCCUUGCAACCACUGUGACUAUUUUGCAGGCCAAGUCUCUGAUUUGAAGAGACACUUGGAAUAUAAACAUUUAGGAAUACGAUAUCAUUGUGAUCUAUGUGAACACAGUUCAAGCCGUAUUUACCAUUUAAAAAUGCACAAAUUAAAAAAACAUGGUACUCGAAGCCCUAAGGAGAAUAAUUCAAAUAAAUUCAGAUAUCCUGAACAUGAUCUUGCGGCUGAAUCUGUUCUUGUGAAUUAUGAACCUGAACCUGAUUUUCCGACUGAACCUGUUCUUGUGAAAUUUGAACCUGAUCUUGCGACUGAAUCUGUUUUUGUGAAAUUUGAACCUGAACCUGAUCUUGUUAAUUGUAAACCUGAACCUGAUUUUGCAACUGAACCUGUUCUUGUGAAAUUUAAACCUGAACUUGAUUUUGCGACUGAACCUGUUCUUGUGAAAUAUGAACCUGAACCUGAUUUUGCGAAUGAACCUGUUCUUGUGAAAUGUGAACCUGAACCUGUUCUUGUGAAAUUUGAACCUGAACCUGUUCUUGCGUCUGAUUCUUUUCUAGUAAAAUAUGAACCUGAGAGUGAAGAAGAUGACAUUAAAGAAGAAGAUCCUUUAGCGGGAUAUUAAUCAUUUUAAGAU